Messenger RNA from Rhododendron vialii, 2163 nucleotides. RefSeq names its product serine/threonine-protein kinase AtPK2/AtPK19-like. Gene Ontology annotation, molecular function: protein serine/threonine kinase activity; ATP binding. The record is from RefSeq and is a predicted model, not a curated record. Gene Ontology annotation, biological process: protein phosphorylation. NCBI's taxonomy places the organism in Eukaryota, Viridiplantae, Streptophyta, Magnoliopsida, Ericales, Ericaceae. The transcript is spliced from 7 exons. Bases 422 to 1885 code for a protein of 487 amino acids.
CUUUUUCCAGCCUGUUUCUGCGAUACAUAUACUGGCAACCCGCGACCUUCGUUUUGAGGAUUCCGUCAAAACAGAGUCCCGAAAAACAGAAGUUCUUCGCUCUGCCUUCGUCCUCUCAACCUCUUCCCAAGAUUGAUAACUGGAUCUUGAUGAAUUCAAGAAGCACUGUGGCAUCCGUCGUUUCCUGUAAAUCGGGAAACAAGAACGACUUUAUUUUCUGGAUUUUGGUCUUCUUACUGUCAAAGUUCUUCACGACUCCCACUGCAUCCUUAAAUUUCCUUUUGAUAAAGGGCAUUGAUAGGACUCCGCUAGCCUUACGCUACUUGGGGCCCUUUGAGCUUCACCCUUUGAAGCACACUUGAUAUCGGGCCGUCUGCAUCCCUCGUUCACCAUCUCCAUCCCUCAGUCUAUAUUUGGCAGCAUGGUUUCUUCUCAAUUACCUGGUCUUACCAAAACUCGCUUGUGUAACUCCUUCCAAAACCAGCUAUUAUCAAUGAGCAUUCCUGACGUUCCCUCAAAUGAUGUUGAGUUAGACUUCUCUGACGUGUUCGGUCCUUUACCAACUCAGGUCUCAAUUGACGUUAGUAUUGAGGACCCUGAAUUUGCCGGGCCUAUAGCAGAUGUAACUGAGCUUUUGUACGAUGAUCCAGUGGUCAUUUGCAACCGAUCACAUUCUUUGGUUGGUCCCUCUGCUUGUGUCAGUCAUUCUUUGAAACUGAGCAUGCUCACAAUACAUGAGACAGUGGACUCAAUUGGAAAUGUAGAGAGUAUCAGUCAUGAGACAGUCAAAGAAAUCAAGGAACUCUCUGUUGGUGAUUUUGUUCUUCAGGGAUCACUCAAGGGUUCUGAUGACAAUUACAGUAGGACCCAGGGUGUGGGCCUUGAAGAUUUUGAGGUUAUGAAGGUUGUUGGUCAGGGUGCAUUUGGAAAAGUAUUUCAGGUUAGAAAGAAGGGUACAUCUGAAGUAUAUGCAAUGAAAGUCAUGAGGAAGGAUAAGAUAAUGGAGAAGAAUCAUGCUGAGUACAUGAAAGCAGAGAGGGAUAUUUUGACAAAGAUAGAACAUCCCUUUGUUGUCCAGCUCAGAUACUCAUUCCAAACCAAAUAUAGACUUUAUCUUGUGCUGGAUUUUGUGAAUGGGGGACACCUAUUUUUUCAGCUCUACCACCACGGACUAUUUAGAGAGGAUCUGGCACGUAUAUAUACAGCAGAGAUUGCAUUGGCGGUGUCCCACCUUCAUGCUAAUGGCAUCAUGCAUAGGGAUCUGAAACCUGAAAAUAUCCUACUGGAUGCGGAUGGCCAUGCCAUGUUGACUGACUUUGGCCUGGCCAAGCAAUUUGACGACAAUAAAAGAUCGAACUCCAUGUGUGGGACCAUAGAAUAUAUGUCACCUGAAAUUGUUCUUGGGAAGGGGCAUGAUAAAGCUGCAGACUGGUGGAGCGUUGGAAUUUUAUUGUUUGAGAUGCUCACGGGGAAGCCUCCAUUUAUUGGUGGGAAUCGUCAGAAAAUUCAACAAAAAAUAGUGAAAGACAAAAUCAAGCUCCCAGCAUUUCUGUCGAGUGAUGCACAUUCCCUGUUGAAAGGGCUGCUACAAAAAGAUCCAAGCAAGCGCCUAGGCAAUGGACCCCAGGGGAGCGAUGAUGUAAAGCACCAUAAGUGGUUCAAACCGAUAAACUGGAAGAAAUUGGAAGCCAGGGAAAUCCAUCCUAAUUUUUGUCCUGAAGUUGCUGGGAAUCACUGCAUCGCCAACUUUGAUAAGCGCUGGACCGACAUGCCACUUCAGGAUUCUCCAGCUUCCAGCCCAAACACCAACAGUAACCUGUUCCAGGGCUUUACUUAUGUGAGGCCUGCUGCCUCCUUUCUUCAGAGGAAUGGUCCAGGUUUCUAACUUGGAUCGUACAAGCUUAGGCUUUGUAGAAAGGAUUGUAUUGCCUUUCUUUGGUACUCUUGUAGUUGAGAUUAUCUAUUUAGGACCUCCGUGAGAGUAAAUGUUGCUCUUCAUAUGGGUAGUGUUGCAAGACUAGGUAAAUUUGGUUGUUGGCAGUUACCCAUCUUCUGGUGUUGCUCUCCAUAAAUUAUACCAGUUGUUUCUUUAUAUUGAUCAUUUCAAUAUUUGACUUGAUUACAAGGUUUUAUCUUAUUAUGUCAGUUGUUUCUUUUUAAACA